AGGACAAAGGUUUGUUAAAGCUGCAGCCGGCGCCCCAGCAUUGUUUCCGGUGGCUACAUGAGCGGCGUGAGCGCGGAUGAGACUCCAACAUGGACAUCAGGCCGAACCACACCAUCUACGUCAACAACAUCAAUGACAAAAUCAAGAAGGAAGAGCUGAAGCGCUCGCUCUACGCGCUCUUCUCCCAGUUCGGUCAGAUCAUCGACAUCGUGGCCAUGAAGACGAUGAAGAUGAGAGGACAGGCUUUCGUCAUCUUUAAAGAGCUCACCGCCGCCACCAACGCGCUGAGGCAGCUGCAGGGCUUCCCCUUCUACAACAAGCCCAUGAGGAUACAGUACGCGAAGACCGACUCCGAGGUCAUCACCAAGGCGAAAGGCUCGUAUGGCGACAAGGAGAAGAAGAAGAAGGAGAAGAAGAAGCCUCAAGAGCCGGCGGGCAACGUCACAAAGAAACCAGCAGGGGGGGCGGCCCCGCCUGUGCACACACCUGCAGUGCAGGUUCCAGAUAACCCUCCGAACUACAUCCUGUUCCUCAGUAACCUUCCCGAGGAGACCAACGAGAUGAUGCUGUCCAUGCUGUUCAACCAGUUUCCGGGCUUCAAAGAGGUGCGACUCGUCCCGGGGAAACACGACAUCGCCUUCGUGGAGUUUGAAAGCGACACUCAGGCGGGCGUAGCAAAGGACGCGCUGCAGGGCUUCCGGAUCACGGCGACCUGCGCCAUGAAGAUCACCUACGCCAAGAAAUAGUCCCUGCAUCCAAUCAGGGACGGGACACAGAGACUGAGUGGGAGGUUGGGUGGGGGUGGACUUUUUUUGUUGUUGUUUUUUUUAAGUAUAUUUUCUUUCAUUCACAGCUGAGAGAAACGCCUCAGGCCUGAUUCUUAUUUUAUAAAAUAAAAGAAUAAAAUCAUUUUUUCAUA
Molecule: messenger RNA, 919 nt
Organism: Archocentrus centrarchus (flier cichlid)
Lineage: Eukaryota; Metazoa; Chordata; Actinopteri; Cichliformes; Cichlidae
Gene: snrpb2
Product: small nuclear ribonucleoprotein polypeptide B2
Exons: 7
Coding region: 90-746 (218 amino acids)
Molecular function (GO): RNA binding
Source: RefSeq, a predicted model, not a curated record